This is a messenger RNA of Gasterosteus aculeatus aculeatus (three-spined stickleback), 7238 nucleotides long. Lineage: Eukaryota; Metazoa; Chordata; Actinopteri; Perciformes; Gasterosteidae. The record is from RefSeq and is a predicted model, not a curated record.
CGUCCUCCUCACGGUGACUCAGCAGGUCUGCAGGUUUAUAAGGAGGACAGCGGCGCCGGGUCCGUCACCACGGAGACCAUGGCUCGUCUGCUCCACACCGCCUUCCUCCUGGUCUGCUGCCUGGAGCUGCUGCAGGGCCGAGCCUCAGAGUACCAGCUGGACUCGGAGAUGCUCGGCCAGUGUGAAUCGCUAAGGGCCGCAGCUGUUGCCGGGCAACGAGAUGACCCCCCCCACUGUGCCCACGAUGGCGGAUUCAGGCCCGUGCAGUGCAGUGGGCGGGGUCACGAGUGUUGGUGUGUCGACCCUGAAGGUGUUGAGGUCGUCGGGACUCGAACCAACAACUCUGCCACUCACUGUGCGUCCCCCUGCCAGCAGCAGGCGGUCCUGCGUUGUUCUCCUUCGGGCCUGUUUGAGUCUGUUCAGUGUGAGCCCAGCAGGGGGCAGUGCUGGUGUGUGGAUCAGGAUGGGAUGGAGCUCUACGGGACCCGACAGGACGGGACACCUGAGCAUUGUCCCGGCAGCUGUGAGGUGAGGACCAGACGCCUCCUGCACGGCCUCAGGUCUCACUCUCCUCCUCAGUGCGCCGCAGACGGGAGCUUCCUGCCGGUCCAGUGUAAAUUCAUUAACAGCACCGAGGGAGCCGAGCUGGACCUGCUGCUCGCCUUCAACAGGUUCCCAGAAGCCUUUGAGACAUUCGGUAGUUUCAGGACGUUUUUCCCGAUGGUUUCCUCGUUUUGCUUCUGUUCAGACAGCCGAGGCAGAGAGCUGGACAACACAGGUGUGGAGCUCCUCCUCUCCCAGGUGUACGACUCUGCGUUCUCGGGGCUGCGGUCCGGUCGCUCCGUCUCUCAGACAAACGUCUACCGCGUGCUGCAGAGGAGGAUGCUGGGAGUUCUCCUCGCCCUCACCGGACACUUCAGAUGUCCGUCUGCCUGCGAGGAGGAGCGGCGGGCGGCCGUGGAGACAUCCGGCGCUUACGUCCCGUCCUGUGAGAGCGGAGGAGCCUUCACCUCCAGGCAGUGCCAGCAGGGGGGGCAGUGCUGGUGCGUGGACCCGACGGGGGCGGAGCUUCCUGGGACGCGGCGUCUUGGAGACUUGGUGGUCUGCGGCACGGGUCCGUCUGUCUGUCCCUCUCAGCGCCGCGUUGCUCUGUCUCGGCUCUUCUCCGGUCCGGCGGAUCCGUCCUUCCGGGCGGCCGCCGGCAGACGCCCGGCGUCCUGUCUCGCCCUUCUCCGGCCCCUCGGGGAGCUUUUACCUGCAGGGGCGGAGCCCACCUCCUUCCUGUCUCUCCUGGUGGAGGUCCUGCACGGCCUCUUCCCCUCGGUGGGCGGGGCUCUGCAGGCGCUGGCUGGCUCCUCCCCCCGUCGCCUCCAGGAGAACCUGUUCGGAGGGAAGUUCCUGAAAAACGCCGCCUCCUUCAACUUCAGCGGCGCCGUUGGAGCCCGCGGGGGGCUCGGGCCCCAGAGCGCCAGCCUCCGGCAGCACCGGGACCUGGUCCGGGGCCGUGAGCGGCGCCCUGAAGGACCCGGCUUCCUCUCGGCCUUUCAACACACACUGAGGAGCAGCUCGUCCGCUUCCUUCGGUGCAGCAGGUCCUGCGCCUCUGCUGCCGUCCUGCUCGGAGGACCAACCGCCGGCGGCCAUCUUCGUCCCUCGCUGCACGUCCGGUGGAGGUUUCCAGGAGGUGCAGUGCUGGGCCGGGGACUGCUGGUGCGUCGACGCUGGAGGUCGAGAGGUCGCCGGCUCGCGCACCGCCGCCGGCCGGCCGCGGUGCGCCAGCCGCUGCGAGAGGCAGAGGGCGGCGGCGCUGGAGGUGGAGGCGGAGAUGGCAGCCGGCGCCGAGCUCCACGUGCCGGCGUGCUCCGAGGACGGCGACUUCCUGCCACUGCAGUGCGUGAGGGGACGUUGCUUCUGCGUGGACGCCGAGGGGACAGAGAUGGACGCCGAGGGGACAGAGAUGGACGCCGAGGGGACAGAGAUGUCUGCUGUCACAUGUCCAACGAGGACGACUCAGGAGCUUCAGUCAUCUAAAGGGAGCUGUGCCCGCGCGUCAGACGAGGUCGCCGCCUUCAGACAGGAAGUGGAGAGCAUCGUCGCCGUCUCUAACUCCUCCCACCUCCCGCUGGGAUACGGAUUCCUAUUGGCCAGAGGUCUGCAUCUGACCCCGGAGGAGCUUCUCGUCGGCCAAUCGGAGGAGGAGCUGCAGAUCGCCGACGGGCUUCUGGGCCGCUCCGACGGCGCGCUGCGACUGGCCGCUUUCUCCACGCUCCAGAUGUUCCUGCCCCCCCGACGUCGCUCCUACCGGCUGUUCAACCCCCAGUGUGAGAACGAUGGAGAGUGGUUACACACCCAGUGUUACCACAGCACAGGUCAGUGUUGGUGUGUUGAUGAAGAGGGAGAGUACAUCGCUGACUCUCUGAGCAGCCGCUCACUGCGCCUGCCUACAUGUCUGACGCGCUGUCAGAGAGCUCAGACUCACUCGCUGCUCUCCGGUUGGAUGAAAGGAUCUGAUGACGUCACUUCAUUGUACCGACCGGAGUGUGACGAGGACGGCGGCUUCUCCGUGCUGCAGACAGGUGGCGCUGCUGGCUGGUGUGUGAACCGUGUGACCGGGGAGACGAUGCAGAUGGCGACGCGGAGCCCUGCAGGACACCUGACAUGUCCCAGCUGGUGUGAGCUGCGGGGCUCCCAGUGUCGCCCCGACGGCUCCUUUGUCCCUCUGCAGUGUGACAUCACUUCCUGCUGGUGCGUUGGCGAGGACGGACACGAGGUGGGCGGGACCCAGACCCCCCGGCGGACGGGCCGGACGCCAUCAUGUGACCGUCCCCUCUGUCCCGCCCCCGCCGUUACCCAUGGUGCACUGGUGUGCCGCCCGGCCGCCAACGGUGAGCAGGGUUGCGACCUCAUCUGUCACCGGGGUUACCAGAACGCGCUGCCUGUCAGCAACUUCCUGUGCCGGACCGAGAGUCGCCAGUGGGACGGAGGCGACGGGCCGGUGGGCGGAGCCUGUCGGGUCCCUCAGCCCCUCCAGUCGGUGUCGUCCUCUCAGCUGUGGACGUUGUCCUCGUCCUGCUCUCAGAUCAGCAGCCUACGGUCCCUGUUGUCCUCCAUGAUGACCAGCAGGGGGCUCUGCUCUGCACAGCUCCCAGUGUCUCCUCUCUCCGUGUCGUUGUGCGAUGACUCCUCGGUGAGUUUGUUGUGCGUUGGUGAUGACACUCUGAAGGUAACCUUAACCUGGACCGCCCAACUUUCUGACCUCCCGACCUCUGACCUCCCCGACCUCCACGACAUCGGUGUUUUCAUGAAUGAGUCCAGACUCCUGGAGGGCAUCCAAGGGCUUCUGGGUAAUAUCCGCUCCAUGCUUUCAUCACAACCUCGUCUUGUCUCUGUGACGACGCCGAGCUUCGGUUGUUCCCAUGGUUACCGGCUGGCUGGAGACGGCGAAGUCUGCGUUGUCUGUCCCGCUGGGAGCUACUCUGGGGAGGGGGCGUGUCUUCUUUGUCCAGAGGGAACCUAUCAGGACGAAGAGGGGCGGGACUUAUGCCACAAGUGUCCCACGGGCUCCUCGCCUCCUGGAGCGUCAUCUGUCAAUCAAUGUCUGACUGAAUGUCAGAGGCGGGGCCUGCGUUGUUCGGAGCGGGGCGACUUCCUCCCGGCACAGCCCGACUUCCUGUCCGGCAGGUGGAGGUGCUUCGACGGCAAGGGGGCGGAGCUUGAGUGGACCAACAGGGACGAGCCUUGGACCGAUGAUGAGUGCUCAGUUCUCAACAAGUUUCAGGCUGUUCCCGGAUCAGAUCUGAUUGUCAGAGCUGAAGACACAGAAGUCCUGCAAACGACGACCUCUGACCUCACAUCCUGUGUGCAAGCGUGUGCAGUGGAGCCGUCCUGCCACUAUGUGGCGCUGAUCAACCGACGGAGUGUGUGUGAACUGUACAGCACGCACACAAUGAACACACACUGCAACGCCUCCCAGCAGACCAUUGGCUUUCUGGGUAAUUCGCGGGCCGAGCUCUUCUCUUCGCUGAGCUGCUCCCUGAGAGUGAGGGGCGGGGCUUCCGACCUGCUGGUUGUCAGGAAGAAAGGAGAGGAGUUUGAGAGGAUGACCAUGACGAAGGCCGUCUCAGGUGUGUUCAGGAUACAGGUGUUCCCUUCGGGAAGGACCUCCCUUUCCGACGCACACCGCUUCUGUCAGGACGGCUGCAGCCGCGACGCCUGUUGCGACGGGUUUGUCCUCAACCGGAACAGCCUGAGUGGAGGUUCUCUGCUGUGCGGUUGGCUGAGAGCUCCGUCAGUCUUGAUGUGCGGGGACAAGGACUGGGACAUGAUCGGACAGGGGACAGCCAAUCGCGUCUGUGGGGCGGGGCUUGCCUACAACGAGAAACAGAGCAGCUUCGUGUUUGACUUCGGAGGAGAAAAGUUCAACAUUAAUGAAUCGUCUCUUCCGGCCGACACGAAGAACCAGAAGGACUACCAGGCCUCCAUCGUCAGCUUCCAGGCCGUCUACUUGAAGCCCGAUGGUGAUUCAGCAGCUGGUGGUUCUGAUUCUUCUUUGUGUGCUGCAGCAGAACUCAGUCCUCCUCCAGAUGACUCGGUACAGAUGAAGUUCGACUCUCUCUCUGAAGAAGACGUGCACGUGGACCCUCUCCGUGCGCUCCCCUCGCUCUCCUUCUGGCUCAACAGGAAAAACUACGACUCCCAGAAGGCACUGCUCUGGUGCCUGGCAGGAUGCGACGGCGAGCCUCGUUGCUCCGUGGCCGACCUGGGGGACGCUGACUCGCCGUGGUUGUUCGCUUGCUCGAUGCACGCCGACGGCAGCCAGUGUGGAGCGUACCACGAGCCGUGCGUGUGUGUGUGUGUGUGUGCGUUCAGGUUCAUGGAGUGUGAGCGGCGCUGUGAUGAGGAUCCUUGUUGCCGCGGCAUCGGCUUCGUCCAGGACACUGAAUCGUCAGCAGGCGGGUCCGGCGUGGUGUGUGUGUCACUCAUCAGUCUCGGGGUUCAAACCUGCAGCGAGGUCGCCAUGACGACCGCGAGGACUCAGGACUGCUCCCCCUCUGUGGUGAAGACCCACCGGGACCCCUUCGGCUGGUACCAGAAACCCGUCAAUCAGUGGAGUUCUUCUCCGGCUCUUUGUCCUCAGUUCAGCCUGCCAACAACCAACGUGUCUCUGGACCAAUGGCGUCUUCUCUCUGACUCAUCAUUCCUCGUGGACCCGUCCAUGCGCACGUAUGAUGUCAUCCACGUGAGCCGUGACAUCGCCACCAACAGGGAAAAGACCAGGGACUGGUGUCUCCAUGCGUGUCAGGAGGCGGAGUCCUGUGUCGCCGUGUCGCUCAGCGAGGAGGCGUCCGCCACCCGCUGCGUCCUCUACCCCGACACCACGGCCUGCGGGCUGAACUCCGCCCCCAGUUCGUCCAGGCCCGCCUCCUCCUGCAGACUGGUCAUCCGAGAGCCUGCCCCCAGGGUGUACCUUAGGACAGAACGUCUGUCCACGGUCACGUCCUUCUCCGUGCCGGGUCAUGGGACCCUGCGGGGCGUCGUCGUGGAAACGUCCCUGGGCUCGGACAGGAAGCGGGUGGUUCAGUUCCUGGGCGUCCCGUACGCUCGUCCGCCAACCGGAUCGCUGCGCUUCGAGGCAGCUCGGCCGUCUGAUUGGUCAGGAGACUGGGACGCCACCAGGCCCCGUCCUAGUUGUAUCCAGCCUGGUGAUGAAGACUCUCCUUCCUCCAGUGAAGACUGUCUCUACCUCAACAUCUUCACUCCUGCUUCUCUGAGGGGGCGUGUCCCAGUCCUGGUUUUCUUCUUCAACCCCUCGGCCAAUCAAAGCCCAGGCCUGUUGGAUGGCUCCGCCCUUGCUGCUGUGGGUGAUGUGGUUGUGGUAACGGCAAGCUACAGAACCGCAGCCCUGGGAUUCCUGAGCACAGUUUCGUCUGGUCUCCGUGGUAACUACGGGCUGUCGGACCAAGAGGCGGUGCUCCGUUGGGUUAACGCCCACAUCUCUCUGGUGGGCGGAGACAACAGGACAGUGACAGUCGGGUCGGAGAGAGGAGGCGCUGAUGUCACCAGCCUUCACCUCCUCUCAUCUCCCUCUCCUCCUCCAUUCCAGCGCAUGAUGCUGAUGGGCGGUUCUGUCUUUUCUCCGUCACUGGUCCAGACUUCCUCCGCCUCCAGACGCCGGGCGGUGCAUCUGGCCAAAGAGCUCGGCUGCGUGACAUCUGACCUCCCCGACGGCGAUGACGAUAAGAUGGCCGCCUGCCUCAGAGCGGCGCCUGUGUCCGCGCUGAACGCCGCUCAGACCAAACUGUUGGCGGUCAGCGGCCCCUUCCAGUCCUGGGCUCCGGCCCGUCCGUCCUCGUCCCGGCCCUCCCUCCACGGGGUCGACCUCCUGCUGGGGUCGUCGCAACACGACGGUCUGAUCGGCCGCGCUCGCAAGAUAAAGGACUUCGAGGCCCUUCGGGGUCGAGCCGACGGUAAGACGGCGUUCUACGAGGCCCUGAGCCGCUCGCUGGGCGGCGUGACAGGAAGUGACCCGCUGAAGGAGGUGGCGGCCUGGUUCUACUCUCUGGAUCACGGCGCCUCGCCUGCUGGGUACAACCGGUUCUCCAGGGCGCUCGACAACGCUACCAGAGAUCUGUUUAUCAUCUGUCCCAGUCUGCAGAUGGCUAGCCACUGGGCUAACAGCAAAGCUAACGUCUUCCUGUACCACCAACCUGCCACCAGCUCUCACAACAGGGCCGAUGCGUCUGUUCCUCUGGAUGUUCAGUUGGUGUUCGGGACGCCUCAUCAUCCAAUGAGCUCGCAGCGUUUCACCUCCUCUGACCGACGCCUCUCUCUGGCCAUGAUGACCUACGUCUCCAGCUUCAUCAAGAGCGGGAACCCAAAUCCCGUCACGUGUGUGGGCGGGAGUCAGUUUUGCUCCGCUGGCAGCCGGGGCUGUCCUCUUCAGGCCCCGCCCCACUAUCUGCAGAUAGGCUCCGCCCUCCAACAGCGUCAGGGGCUGAGUCAGAGCUCCUGCUCUUUAUGGAGCCAACUGGGAACCAGUCUGAGCGGUAUAUCGGGGGCGGAGCCUGUCCAGCUUGUGGUCCCUGAGCUCCCAUUGGCUCUACCAUCCAGCCAAUCACAGACUGAGAAAGAUGCCUACAACUAAACCAGGGACAUUAUUGUCAUCAUCCUUUCCUCUUGUGACAUGUGAAGAAAUCAAAUCUGUGUUAAUCAAUAAAGAAAAUAAUUUACUAUUGUAAA